Molecule: messenger RNA, 2265 nt
Organism: Prunus persica (peach)
Lineage: Eukaryota; Viridiplantae; Streptophyta; Magnoliopsida; Rosales; Rosaceae
Exons: 4
Coding region: 768-1385 (205 amino acids)
Biological process (GO): chromatin remodeling
Source: RefSeq, a predicted model, not a curated record
AUUAAUUUCAUAAAUUACUUAAUAAAGUCUGGAUUUUUUCUUUAGCAUUCUGACAAUUUCUUUCUUCUGAUACGAAUUUUUGAUAAUUUGGAAAUUCCGAAUCGUAAUAAAAUUUGAGGGAGUUUUUGGAGCCAAAUUGAAGCCGCCCUUGGCAAAUUUGAAAUUUAAGUUUACCGGGCCGGGCCUUCUUUUAAAAAUGAGUAUUUAAUGUGUAAGUCGCCGCCCGCCUGAUUUGAAAGUCGAAGCGAUUUCCUUUUCAUUUUAGUCUUUACUGAAGAAGAAAGAAACCAAGAGACAGAGGUAGUGACUCUCGACUGAUACAUCUGGUAAGUGGUAAAUUAAUUCCUCCUCCUUUUUUUUAUCAAUACAAUGUCCUGAAACUUGAAUUGAACAGAUUUUCUUCCGUUCUGAAACUUGAAUUCAUCUGGUUUAUUGACUUUAUCCGUACGGUCGAGCAUGGUCAUAUAUAAAGUUCAUGAAACCUUACUGGGGACCCGUAAGAACCCUUUUCAAAUUUAAUCUAAUUUUGUUAUCUAUGGAUGCGAAUUCAUUUGUUAGAUGGAAAUUGGAUAAAGGAAUUUCCUAUAUAUUGCAGUAGCUGGUUAGCUUCUCAUGUACUAAUGUCAAUGUUGUGCUUGUGGUGGUGUUUUUCAUUUUUAUUUUCUUUUGCAGAAAAGGUGGAAUUGUUUGGCGAGAAGGGUUGCAGAAGCAUUGUGGUUUGGGUGUGGCUGAGACCUGGGAGUUGCUGAGAGUGAUUACAACUUGCCAUGCCAAUGGUGCUUCAGAGCACUAUCCCAUUCCCGGAUUCAGUUAAAAUGGGUAAAAACCACCUUUGCAUUUCUGUACUUCAAAGUUAUGGGAUCAAAAUUGUUUCCCUUCACAAACCUUGUUCAGCUCAAGUUUUGGGAACUGAUAGUCUUGGUGGAGAUAUCCAGUCGUGUAAGCUGUGUGGUCAUUCAGAAAAUAUAGCAAAUAUGCUACUUUGCGAUCGUUGCGAAGAGGCUUUUCAUGUAUCUUGCUGCAAACCCAGGGUGGUUUUGCCAAUUGAUGAGUGGUUUUGUCCUUCUUGUUUGAAAAUGUCACAGAAUAAUUCUUUCAUUAAAUCACCUAGCAUCGGUUCGGGGAUUGGCUCGUGUAAAUUUGAAUUGGGUCCAAUUGCAGUCAUGCUAAAGUACCCAGAGCCAUAUACGUCUAAGGUUCGGCUCGGUGAAGCAUUUCAAGCUCAAGUUCCUGAAUGGUGUGAUCAAAUUAAUGCGGCUCCAUUGUCUGAUGUCCAAACUGAAGACCCGGAUUGUUCUUCUCAUUCCGCUUGUGCUGAUCCUCCGAUGAGAUCAUCCGGCACUGGCAUUGCCUGUAGAAAGAGAAAACAAGAGUUCUCAUCAUGAAUGGUGGCAAACCCCUAAAAUAAUUUCAAUUCUGACACGCUCUCUGAUCUUAUAUCGAUCAGUCAGACCGAUAACUUAAGCAGAAAGGAAUAUUGACACCCUUGGUUUUGUUGCAAACUACCAACUGGCAAGUAAGUAAUUUUGGGAUCACAAGUGAAAACCUUUUGCAUCUGAGUUUUGUGGCUGGCUAGCUAGUUGGUACGGUAGGGCCCUUUUAACCAUUACGAAGGGGGACAGUGGCUUCAUCGUCUUGAUUCUCUUUUCAAUUAUUUCAUUGGGGGUUGUGGGCUGGGUCAUAAUUUUGUGUGUGAUAUUUGUAAGUUUGAUGAUGUGAGUGAGUGCGUGAGUGGUUGGACUUGACACCACUAGAACUGCCUGCUCAUACAAAGCACAACUGUGGGUCCUUGUAAGGUCCACAGCCACAAACAAUUCAUCUUGAAAACAUAGACGUAGAGAAUUGCGUGUGCAGCGUGCUCAGGAGGAGGAGGAGGCAACCGGAUCUUCGCGUCCACCAGUCAGUCAACUUCAAUAAUUCCUUUUGUUUCUUGCUUGCUUGCUUGCGUUGCUUGCUUGCGUUGCUUGCUUGAUUUAUAAAUUAUAGUUGCCUUCAAGCGAGCCAACACCAUUUUGGUACAAGACGAUUGGCUGGCUAACAACAGGCCAUCCGAUCCCAUCCAAUCCCAUCUUUCUCUGGGGGAGGGGGAUGGGGUCCAUAAUCCAUUCAUUGCUUCCUUUCUGUUGUAUUAAACGAUAAACUUUUCCGUUUUUAAACAUUUUGCAAAACUCAAAGAUGAAUCAGAUUUCAAGUAUUCAACUUUGUAAUUCACCAGCAGGCAGCUUCCAUUCCAGUCAUGUUAUCUACUGAUCGUUAGACUGGUUA